AUGGUGCCCCUCGAGGGAAGCCCCCGUCCCCCUCUCCUCGGGAGGCACAGCAGCGCCCAGGUCAGCGAGCAGGCGCUGGCGACUCCUCGGAGACUGAGGAGGGGGCUGUGGACACCCUCCGGACCCCCUCCCGAAGUGCCCUUCGCCCUGGCCGCCCUGCCCUGGCUAGAGACGGCUGAGGACUGGAAAUGCUCCAGGGGCCCGGGCGUCAUCCAGGGAGGUGACCUUGCCCAGCCCAGCUGUCGGGACAAGGACGCCGGGCAGGCAGAGAUGGCAGACAACAGGGCCGACGAGAAACCGGAAGUGCACCCAGCCCUGAAAACCAGCCGGACCCGUGCCAACCUCACGCUGACCGUGGCUCGCCCCUCGGAGCGUCUGACCACAGAUCUGAUCCGUAUGAAACAGCAGGAGCAACAGCCAGGUCUUCGCAGCUGCCCACGUCUUACCAGGAAUCAGCCAGCCUUCCGCCUGCACUGGCCACAGGCUGAAACAAGUGCACAGUUUUGGGAAGUCAUCAGCGAUGAGCACGGCAUCGACCCCACUGGCAGUUACCAUGGCGACAGUGACUUGCAGCUGGAGAGAAUCAAUGUGUACUACAACGAGGCUGCUGGUAACAAGUAUGUGCCUCGGGCCAUCCUCGUGGACCUGGAGCCGGGCACCAUGGACUCUGUCAGGUCUGGACCCUUCGGCCAGAUCUUCAGGCCUGACAACUUCGUGUUUGGUAUGUAG
Molecule: messenger RNA, 729 nt
Organism: Rangifer tarandus platyrhynchus (Svalbard reindeer)
Lineage: Eukaryota; Metazoa; Chordata; Mammalia; Artiodactyla; Cervidae
Source: the annotation of a GenBank genome assembly